Messenger RNA from Gadus macrocephalus (Pacific cod), 589 nucleotides. It is a transcript of the gene polr2j, whose product is annotated as RNA polymerase II subunit J. Gene Ontology annotation, molecular function: protein dimerization activity; DNA binding. The record is from RefSeq and is a predicted model, not a curated record. Gene Ontology annotation, cellular component: RNA polymerase II, core complex. The transcript has 3 exons. Gene Ontology annotation, biological process: transcription by RNA polymerase II. NCBI's taxonomy places the organism in Eukaryota, Metazoa, Chordata, Actinopteri, Gadiformes, Gadidae. The coding region runs from base 129 to 482 and encodes 117 amino acids.
GCCGCGCUAUAACACCGGAAGUCGUCACUAUUUGUGUACAGAAUCUUACCGCGCCGUGCUUUCUUCCAACACCUCUAUUAAAAAACACAAUUAAUUCAUAAAAAAUAUUAUAAUUUGAUAGUUAUAAUAUGAACGCGCCUCCAGCCUUCGAGUCGUUCCUCCUGUUCGAGGGCGAGAAGAAAAUCACCAUCACCAAGGACACCAAGGUGCCGAACGCCUGCCUCUUCACGCUCAACAAGGAGGACCACACGCUGGGCAACAUCAUCAGAGCGCAGCUGCUGAAGGACCCUCAGGUUCUGUUUGCCGGUUAUAAAGUCCCCCACCCUCUGGAGCACAAGAUAGUGAUCCGGGUUCAGACCACCCCAGACUACAGCCCUCAGGAGGCGUUCACCAACGCCAUCACAGAUCUCAUCAGUGAGCUGUCACUGCUGGAGGAGCGCUUCAGGGUCUCCAUCAAGGACAAACAGGAGGGUAUCGAGUGACUCCGCUCCUCCUCCUCCAACCUCCUCUUCCUCAUCCUCCCAGCUCCUCCUGUCUUUACUGUAAAUAUGGAACCAUGUCCACUUUUCUAAAUAAAUAUUAAAUAUCA